AAAUUUGACUAGGGAUUAUUAUUUGCCCAAAUAGGGAUAUUAUUUCGUCAAAGUUGUAGUUGGUAGCUCUGCAUAUACAGGAAAUCAACGUUAGUAGGGGAGUAGCUGCUUCUUUAUAAAAUCGUGGUGCCGAGAGGACGCAAUGGGUCGUUAUUCCCACGAACCGGUCAAUCAGACCAAGUCGUGCAAAGCACGCGGUUCCAAUCUUCGCGUGCAUUUUAAGAACACUCAUGAAACGGCACGUGCUAUCAAGAAAAUGACCCUGCGCAGGGCACAGAAGUACCUGAAGAAUGUUACGGACCACAAGGAGUGUGUCCCCUUCCGUAGGUUCAACGGUGGUGUCGGCAGGUGUGCUCAAGCUAAACAGUUUGGCACUACGCAAGGUCGCUGGCCGAAAAAGUCAGCAGAAUUUCUGUUACAACUUUUGAAGAAUGCGGAGAGUAACGCGGAUUAUAAGGGGCUUGAUGUAGAUCGUCUGGUAAUUGAACAUAUUCAAGUGAAUCAUGCGCCUUGCCUUCGCAGAAGAACGUACAGAGCUCACGGUCGUAUAAAUCCUUACAUGAGCUCGCCUUGUCAUAUUGAGGUGAUAUUAACGGAGAAGGAAGAUGUUGUUGCGAAAGCUACCGAGGAGGAGCCAUCGAAAAAGAAGCUCAGCAAGAAAAAGCUUGCUAGGCAAAAGGAGAAAAUGAUGCGAGAGUAAUUUCGUACUUUAUAUUGGUUAAGUAUUUCAUGAAAAAUAAAGAAAUUACUCUAGUU
Ooceraea biroi (clonal raider ant) is the source of this 756-nucleotide messenger RNA. RefSeq names its product ribosomal protein L17 (gene RpL17). Gene Ontology annotation, biological process: cytoplasmic translation. The record is from RefSeq and is a predicted model, not a curated record. Gene Ontology annotation, cellular component: ribosome; cytosolic large ribosomal subunit. Gene Ontology annotation, molecular function: structural constituent of ribosome. NCBI's taxonomy places the organism in Eukaryota, Metazoa, Arthropoda, Insecta, Hymenoptera, Formicidae.